GCAGGAGGCCAGCUACGUACUAGUUCUAUUCUACUGAAACACUGAUCCAUCAAAGUGGCAGAGGAGCAAUGGCAUCCCUAACGCCUGGCUUGCUAUCGAAGCUCCUGGACAAUGUGGGCAACAAGGACGUUAAGGUGACCGGAGAGCACCGGUCGGCGGUGCUGCAAGUCAUCGAGAUCGUGCCCUGGCCGGGAGACGAAGACAAUGCCUGGAACUGGAAGAGUAGACCCAGAGGCUUCUUCUUGAAGUUGUCUGACUCACUGCAUUCGGCCUACGUGUCCAUCACAGACAACGACGACGACGACCUGGAUUUAAUAUACAGCGACAAGAUUCAGCUGGGGCAGUUGGUGUACGUGACUCAGCUGGAUUCGGCCUCCCCUGUGCCGGUCCUUCGCGGGUUGAAGCCCAUCCCCAAGAGCAAGAGGGCUCUCUCGCCCUCACCCCCUCUGUGCCUUGGCAAUCCCAAUCCCAUUCAUUUGAUCUCCACCGCGAGACCACCUGUUGCAGCGACUUGUACAAAAACAAAACCCUCUAAUGCUAACAGGAAAGAGGGCAAUAACAAGGCCAAGCCAAAGCCCAAGUCCAAGUCCACACUCAGUCCACAGACCACUGAUAAUGAAAGGGCAAGCAGCAAUAGGUUGGCGGUGGUGGACUCAACAAGGAGGCUGAGUUUGGAUUCAGCCAGGAAGGCUUGGGAUGCACGGACUACUACUUCUACGUCGCAUUUCAAAUCUCAGUCUAAGCAGCUUUCUUCCAUUCCUUCACUACUUUCUCCCGCUGUGGUUUCUGAUAAGAAGCUUUUUACUAAGAACGAUUCACAUCUUAAGUAUCCAAGUAUGAGCGUUUCACCACUGAAAAAUAAAAAUGAGACCAUUUCGCCAAAACCAACGAAUAAGUCUUCCAAGAAAGAAUUGAAGUCCUUGCCUGAGGGAGCUCUUUCGAACCAUCUUAUUAGGGUGCCCCUAAGUUUCAAAACUUGGUCCGAUCAAAAAAUUCCUUGGAAUGCUCUCCCAUCUAUCAUUAGUGAUCUUGGAAAGGGAGCUAUUUGUCAUAGGAACGUUGCAUUUUCUGGUGCUGUACGUGCAUUAGAAGAAGCAUCAGCUGCUGAGGGUGUCAUUCAUUGCAUGUGCGUGUUUGCAGAACUCAGCGAGUCCUCCCACAAAGUUUCUGCAGGACCAAUGGUUGAUAAAUUUUUGGAGCUCCAUCAGAAUAUGGUGAGAGCAGCAGAGGUUGUAGACUCCUUGCUCAACACAGGCCACCCAGAUGUGAAAUCAAGCAGUUCUGGUGGCCUACAGGGUUGGGUGUCACAUGCGUGUAAAAGUUCCACUGGUAAGAAUGCCACUUCAUGGGUGGAAGCUGCGUUAGGAGCAAAUCUUUCCAAAUUCAGUUUGUUCAGAGCACAAGGCAACGGUGGAAUUCCAAAUUGUGAGAAAUAUCAUUACAUUGUCAUAGAGAAUACUCCAGUGGAAUUUAACUCGGAAAAUUGCCCACCCCAAAAUAAACAAAAUCCUCCACGACGUAUUCCAGUUGUGAAGAAAAUGAGCACUGGGAUGGAAGAUUGCCCCAAGGAAAGGAGAUUAAAAGAGACAGCAAGUUUAAUAGAAAAACUACUCUUAGUUUCUUGUCAAUGGUUCUUAAAGUACUUGGAGGAUUCCUUAAAUGUGGGGUUCAGAUUGAACAAAGAGGAAGGAAGCUCUGAGAUUGCAUGUUUGCUGGGGCAGCUUAAAAAGGUGGAUCUAUGGUUGGAUGACUUAGUCAAGGGUGGGAUUCCAGUAGAUAAGAGAAUAACCGACUUCAGGAAGAAGUUAUAUCAGUUUGUACUGGAACAUGUUGAAUCCGUUGUCUCAAGUAACUAGAUAGAUAUGUGCCCCUAGGAUGAACAGAAAUGUCACUUCCAAAUACAUUCUUUAUUACCGCUACUCAUUCAAGUUCAGGUAGAAAUUAGUAUAUAGUUCAUGGUGUAACAGCAUAUGCCAGGGGUUCACAUCCCUCCCAGGAUACAAUGUGUUUCUCUGUUUUAUAUUGACAAUCUCAUUCUUAACUUCAACAAGUUCAGGGAUGCAGAAAGUCAGAAAAAUAGAACUCCAAUGGGGACUCCUUUUGUUGUUCAAGUGCAUGAUUGAACUCUGUCUAGUACUCUCGUCAAAUUAUGUUAG
This is a messenger RNA of Prunus persica (peach), 2156 nucleotides long. RefSeq lists its product as uncharacterized. The record is from RefSeq and is a predicted model, not a curated record. Bases 69 to 1856 code for a protein of 595 amino acids. Lineage: Eukaryota; Viridiplantae; Streptophyta; Magnoliopsida; Rosales; Rosaceae. The transcript has 4 exons.